AGAUGGUACAGAUGAAUCCUUUUCAAACUAUGCUCAGUGGGUGUGUAGCAGCUUAUGUUUUUCACCUCCAUAAUUCUGAGUUCAAAAUCACAUGAACUGCAGAAGGAUGAUAUCAGUGAUGGAAGAAGUAGCUAUAUCAGUCUCACCUCAAAGCACUUUCCUCUAUAAGAGAGAAGGAGAGAAAGGUAGGAGAAGAAUAGAAGAAGAAGAAGGUGGAGAAGAGAGCAGCUUGAUUAAUUGUACUGCUACCAGAGGAUGCAUCCAAAGGGAUCGCAUUGAUCCAAACCUUCUCCUGCUUCCCAUAAUUUGGAUCAUGCUAUCCCUUUGGAUUCCUCCUUCAGUAGCUUCAAGAUGUCAUACAGAAAGCAACCAUAUGCAUGUGAUCGUUUGCCAUGAAACUCACUGGAAAAUGGACUCCAGCAUGAGAGGAAAAACAAUGCAAACAUCUUGAAACCAGUAGGAGUGUCGGCACGCACCAUUAAAGCUCGUGUUUCAACUAUCUGCUACCAGGCUCUCUCCUCUGUCUUAGAGUCCUGAAUCAUUGAAAAUUUGAAACUUCCUGUGAUUUAGAAACUCACAUUGGACAGAAAACCUGCAACAACAAUGGCGGCAUUUUCUAUCCACAGGGACACAUUGUCUCUGUUCCUGUUCAUUUUUCUGGCAAAUCCCACAUUUUCUCUCCCUUCCCAAACCCUAAUCGGUAAUCCAAAUUUCGAUCCUCAGGUCGUUCUCUUCGGUGACGCCAAGCCAGCCAAUGGCGAUUCUCACGUGGUGCUCACAAGCCCAGAUGAUUCAAGUUCUGGUCUUAUUGUUCUAAA
Messenger RNA from Rubroshorea leprosula, 818 nucleotides. The record is from the annotation of a GenBank genome assembly. NCBI's taxonomy places the organism in Eukaryota, Viridiplantae, Streptophyta, Magnoliopsida, Malvales, Dipterocarpaceae.